This is a messenger RNA of Caenorhabditis auriculariae, 1787 nucleotides long. Lineage: Eukaryota; Metazoa; Nematoda; Chromadorea; Rhabditida; Rhabditidae. The record is from the annotation of a GenBank genome assembly.
AUGCAGAAACAUGCGUCAAGAUACUGGGCUUCGAUGGAGAUGUGGAACGACCCAAUUGAGGCGAUUGACAAGUAUCCCAUAUUUUUGUUUGAACAGUGUUGAGCUCGAACUUUUGAGCUCUGGCAAGGCGCCAAACGUCAAAUACACCGAAAACGUCAAUGUAUGGAUGGUCGGGAGUUGCCGAUCGGCUGGGGUUCCUGUUGAAGAGACGAUGAGAAGAGAGAGAACAGGGGGCGUCGGGAAGCGCGUAACAUGUGAGUCGCACAGAUAAUGUCCAUGUCACUUGUCUGUCAGAUAUCGAUCGGAGUUCUCAUACCGUUCCUCCGAGUUUUGCUCUAGUCCAACCCAACAAUUCUUUCCCGAUUAGUGUCUGUAGAAAGCGAUAUAGAAGAUAUCACAACGAUGAUCUAGACAAUUCAAAAAUUUUUUCGAUGCUAUUUACCAAAAAAUUAAUUUUUUGUGAAAAGGGUUCAUGUUCAUAACGAAACGCAUUACUUUUUCAGAACUGCAAAUCGAGAGUCUCAAAGUUGAACGAGUUAUUUUACGACGUUGGAACAACAUUUUCUCGUCGAACUGUAGUGGCGUCGAAGUUGUCUCAAAGGGAAAAAAUACGAAAAUUCUGUGAAGUCGAAAUUUCUGUGUUUUCUACAGCAGUCAGAGCCAAAAAAGUUUAGUGACCAACGAGAUUUUUCGCAGAUUAAGCACACGAUGUACGGCAGUAUUAAGCUAUAUACGAACAAUUUUCUUGAGAAUAGUUCACUACUGAUAGGCAUUAACUCAAUUUGUGUAAAAAUAAACCAAUCUCUAACGGUGAUUCUGCAAAUCAAUAAAAUGAAUGAAGAUCAUGUUUCAGCAUUGCCAUUACGAACACAGAAAUUAUAAUAGGUAGUGCAUGAUUGAAGACAUUGUGGUUUUUUCGGUUCAGUAGGGUUCCAAAACAAAAGUUCUCAGGUGCCCUCGAAACUCUAACAAAGCGCGCGCUGCAGUUUGCGCCGAGAAUAAACUGUCUUGCAGUGUAAUCUUAUAUCUGAUGACUUUCAAAGCACAAGUCUACGAUGAACGCGCUGCGGUGCAGCAAAAGUUGAUGAAACGCGCGCAAUUCGGGUCAUUUGAGAAGAUGAGACGAAAAGUGUUGGCAGAGAUCAUUAAGACAAGGUUGGAACGCUAUUCAAAACAAAUAAACGAAAAAAAAGAUUUCUGUUUUCCAAUUUUUAGGAUGCAAAAUCAUGAAGUAGUCCCAAUUUUCGGCUCAUGCUUUUUUUUGUAAAAUUUCAAAAACAGUCAUGUUUUGCUCGGAUUGAACGAGUUGGAAGAAAAUAACAUGCGGCUUGCGAUUAUCCAGAAAUCGAGAAAAUAACUAGUGCAAGAACUAGAAAAGUGCAAAGUUAAAGUAAGACUAGGGAACCGACAAUAACUUUGAAAAAACGUCGUCAUGAAGCAUAUUCAAGGAAAUUUUCAAUGCUCUUUUGAUGAUAGGACAAAUAGGUAACCGUGCAAAACUUCACAUCGAAAUUCUGUUCAAUGGCAAGUUUUGAGUAUAAGUUGUCGGAAGAAGCCUUCGGAAUUUUUUUCUUUUGAACUGAAAUAGAAAAUUAUCGUGGUACCAGUUCCUAAGUGCGGUAAACUUUUUGAGAGCAACGAUUCUGCCUUCUGGACUCGCAGCUGGCGACGGUUGUUUUCGAACGGACGUGCCCAAAGGACACAACCCCCGCAGGUGCACGGAGUUCACAACUCGUACGCGUCGAAGUCCCACUGUUUUCAGUCGACUGCUACGUCCCUUCAUAUGA